AUGGCGAAAGACAAGGAUAAAAAGCAAGAGCUGAUCAAAAACCCGAAGGGCACCAGGGACUGGUCCGGCGAAGAUGUCGAUCUCCUAGAAGAUAUCCUUGCACAGAUUUCCAGAGUUUUUCGUCGCCAUGCAGGAAAGAAGCUCGAUACACCCGUCUUUGAGCGAGAAGAGGUUCUCAAGGGUAAAUACGGAGAGGACUCUAAGCUCAUAUACGACCUGAAAGACCAAGGCGGUGAAUUACUUUCCCUGCGUUAUGACCUCACUGUGCCGUUCGCUCGGUGGUUGGCCAUGAACUCAAACAUCAAAAACUACAAACGAUUUGCGAUCAGUAAAGUCUACCGGAGAGAUCAACCUGCCAUUGCCAAAGGACGUAUGAGAGAGUUCUACCAAUGCGACAUCGAUUUUGCUGGAGCAAGUGACCCAAUGAUGGCCGACAGCGAGGUCAUAGCCAUCAUUGUAGAGGUUUUUGAGUCGCUUGAAUGGACUGGCCGAUACACGAUUAAACUAAACGACCGGCGAAUUCUCGAUGGGCUCUUUGAAGUGUGCGGUGUGCCGGACGACAAGAUUAGAGCGAUCUCGAGUGCAGUUGACAAGUUGGAUAAGCUACCUUGGGAGGAAGUCAAGAAAGAAAUGGUUGAGACGAAAGGACUUGACGAGGCUGUUGCAGACAAGAUCAAAACUUAUGUGACGAGGAAAGGUGGCAGAGACCUCCUCGAAGAGUUAAAGAAGGAUGCCGACAUGAUGGCCAAUGCCAAAGCCAAGCAGGGCAUUGAAGAAAUGGACACUUUGAUGGAGUAUUUGGAGGCAUGGGGCGCACUCGACAAGAUCUCUUUUGACCUGUCCUUGGCUCGUGGUCUCGAUUAUUACACGGGUGUUAUCUACGAAGUUGUAACUGAGGGCUCAGCCCCGGUUAUUGCAGAUGGUAGUGCCGUGGCCAAAGAAGCUCAGAAACAGGGCAAGAAAGAGAAGAAAGUGCUCGGCGAGGAUGAGGACCGGUCGAACGAUCCAUCAGUCGGCAUCGGCUCAGUCGCUGCUGGUGGUCGAUAUGACCAUCUUGUGGAACGCUUCAGACCAAACGCUGAUAUCCCAUGUGUGGGCAUCAGUUUCGGUGUUGAUCGAAUAUUCAGCAUUACCAAGGCGCGGAUAUCCAAGGGCGAAACUUUCAGCUAUGUCUCCUCCAAUGCUCCCGACGUGUAUGUCAUGGCGUUUGGAGGCGGUGGAUUUGACGGAAUGCCCAAACAGCGUAUACAAAUCACAAAGAUUUUGCUGGACGCUGGGCUAAAGGUCGAAUUCACCUAUAAAAAGAAACCAAAGCCACAGGUGCAGUUCAAGAAUGCGGAGACCGCUGGCGCGCCCUUUGCAGUGAUUCUCGGUGAGGACGAGCAAGCCAAAGGAGAGGUACGAGUGAAGGAGAUGGGGUUGCCUGAUGGCCAUCCUGAGAAAGAAGGUGUCCUUGUCAAGAUAUCAGAUUUAGGUGCUGAAGUGUCCAGACGCGUGAACGCGAAGAGCAUGGUUGCGAAGACCGGAAGUAUGACUGUGAGCUAG
Messenger RNA from Exophiala spinifera, 1545 nucleotides. RefSeq lists its product as uncharacterized. Gene Ontology annotation, cellular component: mitochondrion; cytoplasm. Gene Ontology annotation, biological process: mitochondrial translation. Lineage: Eukaryota; Fungi; Ascomycota; Eurotiomycetes; Chaetothyriales; Herpotrichiellaceae. The record is from RefSeq and is a predicted model, not a curated record. The coding region runs from base 1 to 1545 and encodes 514 amino acids. The transcript is spliced from 2 exons.